AAGUUGAUUUAAGAAGGCAUUUGGAAUUUCAAUAACGCAGAAGAAUCAAUAUGGCAGAAGGAUCGAAGUCAGUCAAUUUAGCGUCUCUUAGUUUGGAGCAACUAGCAGAAGUUAUUAAGCAACUUAAUACUGAACUCGAAUACCUAUCGAGUUCAUAUGCUCAGUUAGGGCGUGCUCAUGUAAAAUUUCUUGGUUGUCUUAAUAGCAUAAAGGAAACAGUAAAGGCGGAAAAUGAAGAGCGUGAUAUGCUUGUUCCUCUUACAACUAGUCUCUAUGUACCGGGCAAGUUAAAGCUCGGCAAUAGAAAAGUGUUGAUAGAUAUUGGAACAGGAUACUUUGUUGAAAAGAGCGCACCUGAUGCGAUUGAGUACUAUCAAAGAAAAUGUGAAUAUCUACAAAACAGCAUUGAGAACAUUGGCAGUGCUGUUGAAGCCAAGUCCUCUCAAAUACGAGCUGUUCAAUCCGUCAUGCAACAAAAAGCUACUGAUCAAAACAUGAAGAGCGCUCCGGCAUCAGCGUAGAUUUGGUUAGAUUGUAUGAUUGUCAUGAAAUAUAUUACGGAAAACUGACUUUUCAUGGCCUUUUGGCGUUAUGCAUGAAUGAAAACAAUUUAGUUUUGAUCAACAGGAGGAUAGUAAGUAUUCGUAGAGGAUUCAUCAGCUAUGCUUUUG
This is a messenger RNA of Schizosaccharomyces octosporus yFS286, 671 nucleotides long. Its product is annotated as prefoldin subunit 5. NCBI's taxonomy places the organism in Eukaryota, Fungi, Ascomycota, Schizosaccharomycetes, Schizosaccharomycetales, Schizosaccharomycetaceae. Gene Ontology annotation, biological process: protein folding; regulation of DNA-templated transcription. The coding region runs from base 51 to 521 and encodes 156 amino acids. The record is from RefSeq and is a predicted model, not a curated record. Gene Ontology annotation, cellular component: cytoplasm; prefoldin complex. The transcript has 4 exons.